UGUGGGAGCUGAGUCACUGUAGGGAGUGAACGAGAGGGGGAGGAGCAGAGAUCUGUUUCUGUUCAGAGGAAGUGAACCUGUUUGGCACUUACUGUCAGCAGCUGAAAUGGCGCAGCAAGAAAAUCAACUGGACAGAGAAAGAUUCUGCUGUUCGAUCUGUCUGGAUCUACUGAAGGAUCCGGUGACUACUGUCUGUGGACACAGCUACUGUAAGAGCUGUAUUAACACCCACUGGGACAAAGAGGAGGAGAGAGGAAGCUACAGCUGCCCUCAGUGUAGACAGACCUUCACACCGAGGCCUGUCCUGGGGAAAAACACCAUGUUAGCUGAUUUAGCGGAGGAGCUGAAGAAGACUGGACUCCAAGCUGCUCCUGCUGAUUACUGCUAUGCUGGACCUGAAGAUGUGGCCUGUGAUGUCUGCACUGGGAGAAAACUGAAAGCUCUCAAGUCCUGUUUGGAUUGUUUGGCCUCUUAUUGUGAAAAACACCUCCCGCUUCAUCUUCAGUCAGCUCCAUUGAAGAAGCACAAGCUGGUGGAGCCCUCGGAGAAGCUCCAGGAGAACAUCUGCUCUCGUCACGACGAGGUGAUGAAGAUAUUCUGCCGCACUGAUCAGCAGUGUAUCUGUUAUCUCUGUUCUAUGGAUGAACAUAAAGACCACGACACAGUGUCAGCUGCAGCAGAAAGGACUGAGAGGCAGAGAGAGCUCGGGCUGAGGAGACAAACAAUCCAGCAGAGAGUCCAGGACACAGAGAAAGAUGUGAAGCUGCUUCAACAGGAGGAGGAGGCCGUCAAUGGCUCUGCUGAUAAAGCAGUGGAGGACAGUGAGAAGAUCUUCACUGAGCUGAUCCGUCUGCUGGAGAAAAGAAGCUCUGAUGUGAAGCAGCAGAUCAGAUCCCAGCAGGAAACUGAAGUGAGUCAGGUCAGAGAGCUACAGAAGAGACUGGAGCAGGAGAUCACUGAGCUGAAGAGGAAAGACCAUGAACUGAAGCAGCUCGCAGACACAGAGGACCACAGCCAGUUUCUACACAACUACCCCUCACUGUCACCACUCAGUGAAUCUACACACUCAUCCAGCUUCAGGAUCCGUCCUCUGAGGUACUUUGAGGACGUGACAGCAGCUGUGUCACAGGUCAGAGGUCGACUACAGGACAUUCUGAGUGAGACACAGACAGAGAUUUUACAGAUUGUGUCUCAGGUGGAUGUUUUACUGCCACAACUAGAGCCAGAGACCAGGGAGGGAAGGGAGCAGUUCAUGUAGCAGUCACAUACAAGAAUAUCCGCAGAGCAGGACCCUUAAGUGCAUUUGGAUUCGAUGAUAAAUCUUGUUCGUUAGUUUGUGAUCGAAACAGUUAUAACUUUCAUUACAACAACAUCAAGACUCGAGUUUCAGGUCCUGUGUCCUCCAGAGUAGGAGUGUACCUGGAUCACAGUGAGGGUGUUCUGUCCUUCUACAGCGUCUCUGACACCUUGGCUCUCCUCCACAGAGUCCAGACCACAUUCACUCAGCCUCUCUAUGCUGGAGUUAGGGCUUUUUGUUCCGGAUCUCGAGCUGAGUUCUGUAAACUCAAAUAGACUCGAGUCAUUAAAAGCAGUGAUUUAGAUUAUGUGUGUAAAUCUUUAACUUCUUUUGUCUCCAUGUUUGUUGAUCAAAGUUCGUUGUUGUGACGUUUCUGCUCCGCACAGAGAUCAGCUGUCAAUCACACACUGACCUUCCUUUACACACAUAUUUAGUUCUCACUUUGUAAAGAAAAAUCUAUAAUUACACUGACAUGAAUGUGUUUGAAAGAACUAAUGUUGCUGUUGUUUUCUAAAUCAAUGUAAAAAAGAAGGUUGUGUGAUGAUGAAAAAUGAAAUGAAAUGUAUGUAACGUUUUAGAACCUGUGUUGAUCCUGAUUAGUGUUGCAAAGCGGCGGAACAUUUCCGGAAACUUUCUGGAAACUUUCCACUGGAAGUUAAGCUCAGGAAUUUUGGAAAUUUUGACACUUUUUUGCAGAAGUUAGCCUAUAACAGGGAACUUAAAGGAAAUUGAAAUCAAGAGUAGGCGAGCCGAGCUCAGCUGGAGCCUGGAUGCAGCCUAUGACUUUGUGUUGUUGUUGAACGUCUUUGUCAUUAACUAGCAUGUUGAUUACUUGUUACACUGAAUCCAUGUUCAUGUUAAUGCCAAGUUCAUUUGUAUACAGUAGGCUAACUUUUUACAGCAAUGAGAGUAGGAUGUAUGUACAGUUGCAAUCAGAAAUACUUAACCCCCCCAAAGAUUUUAAGGAUUUAUCAAUUAAAGUUUUUUCAAAGAGCAAGA
Limanda limanda (common dab) is the source of this 2296-nucleotide messenger RNA. RefSeq names its product E3 ubiquitin/ISG15 ligase TRIM25-like. The record is from RefSeq and is a predicted model, not a curated record. Gene Ontology annotation, molecular function: zinc ion binding. The transcript has a single exon. The coding region runs from base 107 to 1258 and encodes 383 amino acids. Lineage: Eukaryota; Metazoa; Chordata; Actinopteri; Pleuronectiformes; Pleuronectidae.